Rhinolophus ferrumequinum (greater horseshoe bat) is the source of this 6315-nucleotide messenger RNA. It is a transcript of the gene PHF20L1, whose product is annotated as PHD finger protein 20 like 1. The record is from RefSeq and is a predicted model, not a curated record. Gene Ontology annotation, biological process: regulation of transcription by RNA polymerase II. The coding region runs from base 296 to 3355 and encodes 1019 amino acids. The transcript is spliced from 21 exons. Lineage: Eukaryota; Metazoa; Chordata; Mammalia; Chiroptera; Rhinolophidae. Gene Ontology annotation, cellular component: NSL complex.
AGGGCUGGCCGGCGGUGGCAGCGGCGGCGAUGGCUGCGGACACCGAGUGGGCUUGAGGGCUCGGACCUGCACCCUCCCGCGCGACCUCGGGUCCGACCCGGCGCUGCGGCCUCAGCUCGCUCCGCUCCUGCUCCCUCCCCGGCGCUGCCUGGGCGGAGGCGGAGUUGGUAGCGGUGGCGGAGGCCCGGGCUGGCCGCCCUGCUCGUGCCCCGGUUCGGCUCCGGACGGCCCCGACUGCUGUGCGGAGAGGAGGCCGAGUCGGUAGUGAAAGAAUACUGAAGAAUAGGAUCUCAAGAUGAGUAAAAAGCCCCCAAAUCGUCCUGGAAUCACUUUUGAGAUUGGUGCUCGUUUGGAGGCACUGGACUACUUACAAAAAUGGUAUCCAUCACGGAUUGAAAAAAUCGACUAUGAGGAGGGCAAAAUGUUGGUCCAUUUUGAGCGCUGGAGUCACCGUUACGAUGAGUGGAUUUACUGGGAUAGCAAUAGAUUACGACCCCUUGAGAGGCCUGCACUGAGAAAAGAAGGGCUCAAGGAUGAGGAAGAGUUCUUUGAUUUUAAAGCCGGAGAAGAAGUUCUGGCUCGUUGGACAGACUGUCGCUAUUACCCUGCCAAGAUUGAAGCAAUUAACAAAGAAGGAACAUUCACAGUUCAGUUUUAUGACGGAGUAAUUCGUUGUUUAAAAAGAAUGCACAUUAAAGCCAUGCCCGAGGAUGCUAAGGGGCAGGUGAAAUCCCAGCAUCCACUAAGCUGGUGUUGUCCUAUCGACCCAGCUGGAUCGUGUAACCAGUCUAUGGGAAGUGAGGAUUGGAUAGCUUUAGUCAAGGCAGCUGCUGCAGCGGCAGCCAAGAAUAAAACAGGGAACAAACCUCGAACCAGCGCUAACAGCAAUAAAGAUAAAGAGAAAGAUGAGAGAAAAUGGUUUAAAGUUCCUUCAAAGAAGGAGGAAACUUCAGCUUCUGUAGCCACACCGGAGGUGGAGAAGAAGGAAGACCUGCCCACGUCUAGUGACACAUUUGGACUUCAUGUAGAGAACGUUCCAAAGAUGGUCUUUCCACAGCCAGAGAGCACAUUAUCCAACAAGAGGAAAAAUAACCAAGGCAACUCAUUUCAGGCAAAGAGAGCUCGACUUAACAAGAUUACUGGUUUGUUGGCAUCCAAAGCUGUUGGGGUGGAUGGUGCUGAAAAAAAGGAAGACUACAGUGAAACGGCUCCAGUGCUGGAGCAGGCGAUUUCACCUAAACCUCAAAGUCAGAAAAAAAAUGAAGCUGACAUUAGCAGUUCUGCCAACACUCAGAAACCUGCACUGUUAUCCUCAACUUUGUCUUCAGGGAAGGCUCGCAGCAAGAAAUGCAAACAUGAAUCUGGAGAUUCUUCUGGGUGUAUAAAAUCCCCUAAAUCACCACUUCCCCCAGAAUUAAUACAAGUCGAGGAUUUGACGCUUGUAUCUCAGCUUUCUUCUUCAGUGAUAAAUAAAACUAGUCCUCCACAGCCUGUGAACCCCCCUAGACCUUUCAAGCAUAGUGAACGGAGAAGAAGAUCUCAGCGUUUAGCCACCUUGCCCAUGCCUGAUGAUUCUGUAGAAAAGGUUUCUCCUUCCUCUCCAGCCACUGAUGGGAAAGUAUUCUCCAUCAGUUCUCAGAAUCAGCAAGAGUCUUCAGGACCAGAGGUGCCUGAUGUUGCACAUUUGUCACUUGAGAAGCUGGGACCCUGUCUCCCUCUUGACUUAAGUCGUGGUUCAGAAGUCACAGCACCACUAGUGCCAGAUCCCUCUUACCAUAAUGAAUGUCCCAGGGCAGAAAAGGAGGAUACACAGAUGCUUACAAAUCCUCCUUCCAAAGCAGUAACUGACGGAAGAGGAGCUCCAACAGCAUCAGGAAUAUCGAAAACAGAAAAAAAAGUGAAAUUGGAAGAAAAAAGCUCAACAGCAUUUGGUAAGAGAAAGGAAAAGGAUAAAGAAAAGAAAGAGAAGAGAGAGAAAGAUCACUACAAACCAAAACAGAAGAAGAAGAAGAAAAAGAAAAAGAAAUCUAAGCAGCAUGACUAUUCAGACUAUGAAGACAGUUCCCUAGAAUUUUUGGAAAGGUGCUCUUCUCCACUAACUCGAUCUUCUGGGAGUUCUCUGGCUCUGCGAAGCAUGUUUACGGAGAAAAAUACAACAUAUCAGUACCCAAGGGCAAUUUUGUCAGUUGAUCUUAGUGGUGAAAACUUAACAGAUGUGGAAUUCCUAGAUGAUUCUUCCACGGAGAGCUUGCUUCUCAGCGGGGAUGAGUACAAUCAGGACUUCGAUUCAACCAAUUUUGAGGAAUCUCAGGAUGAAGACGAUGCUCUUAAUGAAAUUGUGCGAUGCAUUUGUGAGAUGGAUGAGGAGAAUGGCUUCAUGAUCCAGUGUGAAGAGUGCCUGUGCUGGCAGCACAGUGUGUGCAUGGGUCUGCUAGAGGACAGCAUCCCAGAGCAGUACAUCUGCUACGUCUGCCGAGACCCCCCUGGUCAGAGGUGGAGUGCAAAAUACCGUUAUGAUAAGGAUUGGUUGAAUAAUGGGAAAAUGUGCGGGUUGUCAUUUUUAAAGGAAAAUUAUUCUCAUCUCAAUGCCAAAAAGAUAGUUUCCACACAUCACCUGCUCGCGGAUGUCUGUGGUGUUACAAAAGUCCUGCACGGCCUACAGCUGAAGAUUGGCAUACUCAAGAAUAAACAUCAUCCUGACCUUCAUCUCUGGGCUUGUUCUGGGAAGCGAAAAGACCAAGACCAAGUAACUGCUGGGGUAGAGAAAAAAAUAACAGUGCAAGACACGGUUAAUCUGGAAGAAAAGAAAUAUCAUGUACAAAACCAUAAAGAACCACCUCGUUGGCCCCUAAAAAUGGAAGGAACUUAUAUAACAAGUGAGCACAGCUACCAGAAACCACAAAAUUUUGGUCAAGACUGCAGAUCUCUUGCAGAACCUGGGAGCUCAGAUGAUGAUGAUGUUAGCAGUUUUGAAGAAGAACAAGAAUUCCACAUGAGAGAGAAAAGCCGUUUACAAUACACGGUGAAAGAAGAUGGAAUGCUUGAAAAGAAGCCAGCUGAAAAGAACACGGUAUUUGUUUAUAAUGAUAAGAAAAGCACAGAAGACCCGGGAGACGCACACCUUCAGUGGCAGCUCAAUCUCCUCACGCACAUAGAGAACGUGCAGAAUGAAGUCGCCAGCAGGAUGGACCUAAUAGAAAAAGAAGUUGAUGUUCUGGAAAGCUGGCUUGAUUUCACAGGGGAGUUGGAGCCACCUGACCCUCUCACAAGACUGCCCCAACUCAAACGCCACAUCAAACAGCUUCUGAUUGACAUGGGCAAAGUACAACAGAUAGCAACUCUUUGUUCUGUAUGACAGCAGUGAAAACCUGCAGAAAAGAGUGUGGCUCUCCUCAGUCCAGGAAGUUUUAUUAUCCACGUGACUGCUAAGUGGAUAGUUCAAAAGCUUAGUGAUGUUUGGUCAUUUAUUGAUUUGUGACAUCAAUAAGAGCACCUUGAAAGGGAAAAUGAACAACUUUAUCAAGGAAGCUAAUAUGAAAAAUUUGUGAGUAAGCUACAAAUAAUAACGUGCUAUAUGCCAAGGAUGAGCGAAUGUAGAAUCUAAUCUAGACGAAGGGAAUUCAACUGGCAGGAUUUUUGAAUGAAAGCUCGAGAUACCUGUAGAAAGAAAUAUGGUGUAUUUAUAUAGUUUCUAGUAAGAAAAUCCACGUUUAUAAACCAGCAUUUGGCCAAAAACAAAAUGGUAGGGGGAAUCUACAUUCUGGAAAGUUCUUUAAGGUUGCUAUAAGAACUGUCUUUGCAGUUGCUGCAGCUGCAUGGAAGGUUGGGGUAUUUAAACUUGUAUAGGAUCAUGAGCUGUUUCUUAGGUGAUGAAUGUCCUUAAUCAGAAAACUGACAGCAGAAGUCUCACUUCUGGGGAAAACAAUUGUGGAAUUUUUACUUCAUUAUGAAUCUAUUUUAAAAACAAACACCAAAUAAUUGGAAUUUAUUGCAGGCAUUAAAGCUCAUUGAAAACAAAAUGGGUGGCAGAAGGGUCAGUGUGCCAAAUGAUGAUGAUACUGCUGGAAAGAGAAUUUUAAAUACCGUGGGAGUCUCCCACCCCAAGUCUUACAUAAUGCCAUCAGUCCAUCAGAAACAUAUGUGUCGCAUAUGCUAUAUAUAUAUAAUAUAUAUGGUUGAAUUGCAGUAUUCAGGCUUCAACGUACCAUUUGAUCCUGAGUAUGCUUGGUGUUUGCCUUCAGAAAAUAAAUUGUACAUAACCUCGGCUGGGAUGAGGAGUGACAAAGCUAUCAAAAUGAUUUGUGGCUGUGGAUUUUUUUAAACUGCUGGUAGUGGAAUACUGGAAAAUCUUCAUUUCUGAAGAUGAAUUUUAUUUUUUAAAAAAAGUACAUGCGCACUCAAAACUUUUAGCUUUGGUCACAAAUGGACAAAUUCUGAAACCAAAGGCAACUAAGUUGCUGUGUUAGCUCUUGCUGGAUUUCGAGCCCAGGUCGUCCUGUCCGCAGUGCCCCGUGCUCCACGCGUAGGUCUGCGCAAGUGUGGAUGCUUGUUUGAAACAGACGCUCAACGUCCAUAUGUACAUAAUCUACACAUAUUUAUAUCUACACAUAUCUAGUUUUAUUACUAUAGACUAUAAGAAUUGGUGGUUAACAUGAAAUGUUACCUUUUAACAGACUGUUUUUAAAAAUUACAAAUGUAUGUACAGGUUUUGAAACUUUUUUAAAAAGGGGGAAAAGACUGUUAAGAGGAGGCUAUGUGAUGACAUGUAACACUUGAAUAUUUUAUGCCUCGUUCUGUUUAUCGGUUCUAGCAACCUGUAUAAAUACGUUUUAGAACUGAUGAACAGUAAACUUGAAUUUAUCUUUGAUAAGAAUACAUGCCACUGUACAUUCAGAUAUUAUUUAAAUUUGCAAACACACUGUUCUAUAUGUAAGGUACUGUAUGUAAAACUUUAUUAAAACUAUUCCACAUAUCUUACAUUUUCAGCUUGCCUUUUUGCGGCCUUAUAUUUUGAUGUAAAGAUGAGGAAAAGUAUGUGCUAAGUAGUCAUUAGAAAUUUUUCUUGCCUUUUGAGAUUCUCCAACUUGACAAAUGUGCCAAAGAUCAACCGACAUAGAAUACAGUCGUGUGUAUUUACUUAUGAUACAUUAACCUUGUCAAAGAUCUUACUGAGAAAUGAAAAGCUUUAGUAGAGGUGAUAUUAUGGGGUAGUUGCUUAACUUUGCAUAUUAAAGUAAAUAGUGCCUGUAUCCCAUGUGUGGAGUAAAUUUGCUAAUGUCUGUAUUUCAAGAUUGAUAUUAUAUUCAUUUGUCUUUUAAAAUAAGAGCUCUAAUCUUUGCCCGAUUGUGGUUAAAUUCUAGACAUUGAAUUCAUUUCUUUUCAGAAAGGGAGCAAAUGGCCUCCUUAACCUAUGAAUAGCGGUGUAGCCUAGAUUCUUGUCACAUACUCAGAAGACCCUUUGUACCCAGUAACACUCAUCUUCUCAAUCCAAGGCGACCAUGGUUAAAUUAAUGUGCAUUUGUUCUUGUCGUAUACUAAAAUUAGAUCACUUUGUUAGCCAGAAAAUGAAGUUCCGUUAAUAAUUAGAUUGCUAACAUUUUUGUUCUGCUUCUAUGUAUAUGAAUUGGAAGUCAGAAUUUUUUAAUUUAGAUUUUUAAAGUAAAUCUAUGUCAAAUUAUAUGUAUGUACAUAUUCAUUGAGUAGAGAGUGUAUCAACAAUCAGUUGAAGGCUUUUUAGCAACUAGUGGGCUGAGCAUUCCUUGUGGAAGAGAGUGAAUUAGUUUUUGAAAUUUUAAGUCCAUGGUGAGGCUCAGAUGAGUUGAUUAUCUCUCCACUUAGUCUUACUUUAAAAAUCGUAGGUAUAUAUAUUUAAACAUAAGCAAUAAACUUGUGAGGGUGUUUCUUGAAAAGAUAACUUUUCAUUGCUACCCAGACAGAAUAGAAUGAGGAUUGGUGGGGAGGGAUCAUUCUUAGUCUGUUACCGAUAAAUAUGAUUUGCACUUUGUCACACGGUGUGUGGUUCUGCUGACUUAACUGUUUUCAAAAUUAAGGGUAAUCCCCUCUUUACUUUAGGGAACUUGGUGCUUCUCAGUUAAAGCCCCUUUGCCUACGACUCAUUUCCACUGACUUACUAUGUUCACAUGCCACAUGUUCAAAAUGAAGCACCCCAUUUCCCCUGCAGUCUCCUGGAUCUCCUGCCAGCUUCAUUCUCUCUGCUAAUAACAUUACCCUGAGAGCCCCAACAUGGCAACUCCGUCUUCCCCCACGUGCAUUUCAUCACCAGAUGUGCUGGUUCCUCAAGAUGUGUGGUGUGUU